UUUUUUUUCCCUUGGUGCUUAUAUUAUUGUUGCGCUUAAAUGUUAUUUCCUAAUUGGGACAAAUUACUCACGUGAUCGAAUUUCUCGAUGUUAAUUACCUUUUACAAUUUGUGUCGGAGUUGCAUUCCCUGAUUCGCACUCACCAAGUCUUAAUUUUUAUGGGGAGAAUGAUUCAUUAUACCUAUAGGUAGUUGACAGCGAUGAUUUAGUUGUCGAAAUCAUACGAAUUAAUGGGUAUAAAUUAAGUGAAAAAUUUCCAAUUUUCAAUUAGUAUAUUUAUUAUUCAUCAAUUCAAUUAUCUAGUAUAGAAAAAUAUAUCCAAUUAAUAUGUCCGGUCCAGAAUUUAACAUUUCUUCGAGUGUAACUCAAGAAUAUGAAUCUAAAUAUUCAGCUCAUAAUUAUCAUCCAUUACCAGUGGUUUUCACUAAAGCUCAAGGAGCUCAUGUAUGGGAUCCAGAAGGUAAAGAAUAUUUAGAUUUCUUAUCUGCUUAUUCUGCUGUUAAUCAAGGUCAUUGUCAUCCAAAAAUUGUUGAAGCACUUGUUGAUCAAGCUUCAAAAUUAACUUUAUGUUCAAGAGCUUUUUCAUCAGACGUGUUUGCAGUUUAUGCUAAAUAUAUUACUGAAUAUUUUAACUAUGAAAUGGUUUUACCAAUGAAUACUGGUGCUGAAGCCGUUGAAACUGGUUUGAAAUUGGCUCGUAGAUGGGGUUAUGUUAAGAAAGGUAUUGCUCCUGGUGAAGCAAUCAUUUUAUCAGCUGUUAAUAAUUUUCAUGGUAGAACUUUGGGAGUUAUUUCUAUGUCUACUGAUCCAGAUGCCACUACUAAUUUUGGACCUUAUUUAAAUGGUGUUGGACCUCAAAUUCCAGGUGCACCAAAGGGUACUUUAUUAAGAUAUGGUGUUAUUGAAGAUGUUGAAUUAGCAUUUAAAAAUGCUGGUGAUAAGAUUGCUGCUAUAUUAUUAGAACCAAUUCAAGGUGAAGCUGGUAUUGUAGUUCCACCAGCCGAUUAUUUUACUAGAGUACAAGAAUUAUGUAAGAAGCAUAAUGUUUUAUUAAUUUGUGAUGAAAUUCAGACCGGGAUUGCUAGAACUGGUAAGAUGUUAUGUUAUGAACAUUAUCCUAAUGUUAGACCAGAUAUUAUUUUAUUAGGUAAGGCUAUUUCUGGAGGUGUUUUCCCAGUUUCAGCAGUAUUAUCAUCUAAAGAUAUUAUGUUAACCUUAGAACCUGGAUCUCAUGGUUCGACUUAUGGAGGUAAUCCAUUAGCAUGUAGAGUUGCAAUUGCUGCUUUACAAGUUGUUAAAGAUGAGCAAUUGGUUGAAAGAUCUCAAAGAUUAGGAGAUUUAUUAAAGAGUGAAUUACAAAAAUUACAAGGUGAAUCAGAUGGAAUCAUUUCUGAAGUUAGAGGUAAAGGUUUAUUAAGUGCUAUAGUUAUUGAUUCAUCAAAGGCCAAUGGUAGAACUGCAUGGGAUUUAUGUUUAGUCAUGAAAGAUCAUGGAGUUUUAGCUAAACCAACUCAUGACCAUAUUAUUAGAUUGGCACCUCCAUUAGUUAUUUCUGAAGAAGAUUUAUUAAAAGGUGUUGAAGUUAUUAAGAAAUCAUUGGCUGAAUUACCUAAUGCCCCUCAUACAGCUCAUUAAAUAAUGACAACUUUUUAAUUCUUUUUGUUUUAUAUACAUAGGUUAGUUAUCGAUUACCCAAAAAUAUCAAUAAAUUUUAAACAUAUUAAUUUGUAUAAAAAUUGUAAGGAUUAUAAAAGAAAAGAUAUUGAGACAUUCAUAUAUUUUUGCAGCCUAUAUCCCCAAACCACGACUCGGCACACGACCCGGCGUAAAAUCUCCUCGAAUCCUCGGCACAUGCAAAAUUUGUAUAGGGAACUUUUUGAUCAGUCAGUCGCACAAUUGAAAAUUUGGUGGGGUUGAUUAGGAUAUUCGAAGCGAAUGAUUAAUAAU
This is a messenger RNA of Scheffersomyces amazonensis, 1947 nucleotides long. RefSeq names its product ornithine-oxo-acid transaminase (gene CAR2). Gene Ontology annotation, cellular component: cytoplasm. The transcript has a single exon. The coding region runs from base 328 to 1635 and encodes 435 amino acids. Gene Ontology annotation, molecular function: pyridoxal phosphate binding; identical protein binding; L-ornithine transaminase activity. NCBI's taxonomy places the organism in Eukaryota, Fungi, Ascomycota, Pichiomycetes, Serinales, Debaryomycetaceae. The record is from RefSeq and is a predicted model, not a curated record.